Molecule: messenger RNA, 1491 nt
Organism: Chlorella variabilis
Lineage: Eukaryota; Viridiplantae; Chlorophyta; Trebouxiophyceae; Chlorellales; Chlorellaceae
Exons: 9
Coding region: 1-1491 (496 amino acids)
Biological process (GO): protein insertion into membrane; protein localization to chloroplast; thylakoid membrane organization
Cellular component (GO): chloroplast thylakoid membrane
Molecular function (GO): membrane insertase activity
Source: RefSeq, a predicted model, not a curated record
AUGCAGACCGCAACUUGCUGCAGCCGGGCCCACGCCCCAGAGGCGUCGUUCAGCGGCAGACGCCUGGAGGCGCGCCCCGGCAGCCAAUUGCGGUUGCCCGCGCGCCACACGGGCCGGGCCGGCAGGCUCCAGCUGCGAUCCCAGGCGCUGCUUAUGGAGCUCGACCUGCCGGCGGCGGUGGCCGGCCUGCAGGACGUGCUGCCGCCCCUGCACGCCGCCUCCGCCUCUGCCGCCGCCUCUGCCACCCACCUGCACGCGAGCGGCGCCGCCGCCGCGCUGCACGGCGACCAGCUGCAGCAGCUGCUGACGCUGGGGGACGCCGCGGCGCAGCGCAUCGCCGACCUGGCUGACGCGGCGGCGGCGGCGGCGGGCGACGCGGGCGCCGCGGCGGGCGCCGCCAAGAAGGACAACGGCUGGCUGCAGCCGCUGGUGACGGGGCUGGAGACGGUGCUGACGUUCAUCGAGGACGGCCUGGUGCGGGUGGGCGUGCCUUACUCGUACGGUUGGUCUAUCGUCGCCCUCACCGCCCUCAUCAAGCUCGCCACCUUCCCGCUCACCAAGAAGCAGGCGAGGCCGGGGCCCGGGCCGCCCGCCCCGUUUCGCCCCUGCCUGCCGCCACGCGUGGAGAGCGCGCUGAACGUGCAGCGCCUCAAGCCCCAGAUCGACGCCAUCAAGGAGCAGUACGGCGACAACAAGGAUGCGGUACAGCGGGAGACGAGCGCGCUGUACGAGAAGGCGGGGGUGGACCCGCUGGCGGGCUGCCUGCCCUCCCUGGCCACCAUCCCCAUCUUCAUCGGCCUCUACCGCUCCCUCUCAGACUUCUCCACGCAGCAGGAGGCGGGGUCCGCGGCCUUCUACUGGAUCCCCUCCCUGGCGGGGCCCACCAGCGUGGCGGCGCAGAAGGCCGGCUCUGGCACCGCCUGGCUGCUGCCGCUGGUGGAUGGCGUGCCGCCCAUCGGCUGGGACCUCGCCUCCCGUUACCUGGCCCUCCCCGUGGCGCUGUACAUCAGCAACGCCAUCAUCACGCCCCCACAGACCGACGACAGCGGCGCCGCCAAGUUCACCCAGAACCUGGUCAAGGUGCUGCCCCUUAUGAUUGGCUGGUUUGCGCUCAACGUCCCCGCCGGCCUCUCCCUCUACUACUUCUCCAACACCGUCUUCACCACCGCGCAGCAGGUCUACCUCAAGAAGCUGGGAGGCGCCAACCUGGCGGAGUAUGACCUGGGCCCCAUCGAGCUGGGCAAGGCCAGGCGCACAGGCACCGUGGCCGCCAGCAUGGACGAGGCGGCGGCGGGCGAGGGCGCGGCGGAGGCGGCGGCGCUCGCCGACCAAAACGGCGCCGCCGGCAACGGCGGCGGCGCGGCGGCUGCUGGCGAGGAGGGCGACGCGGGGCAGCUGGCGCUGGCGGCGGCCGCCGCCGCGCCCGCAGUGCCUCAGAUCAGCCGGCGCUGCAAGCGGCGGCGGCGCGAGCUGCUGGAGUCGGCAGCCUGA